Messenger RNA from Sitodiplosis mosellana (orange wheat blossom midge), 1467 nucleotides. RefSeq lists its product as uncharacterized. The transcript has 2 exons. NCBI's taxonomy places the organism in Eukaryota, Metazoa, Arthropoda, Insecta, Diptera, Cecidomyiidae. The record is from RefSeq and is a predicted model, not a curated record. Bases 137 to 841 code for a protein of 234 amino acids.
UAUUCGAAAGAAGUAGCAAAUUGUCAACGAAUUAAGACAAAACGACAGAAUAAUCAACAAGUAUAACAGAAGGCAAAGUUGCGUUCCAAGCAGUAUUUGCCAUUUGUGCGUCGCGAAAUAAAAAUCCCUCAGCAAAAUGGAAACAAGUUUGUUUCUAGUGUUCGUUAUCCUGUGCGGUUGUUCAAUCAAUGCCGGUGCUUCUGCAACGCAAAUACAAUCGUUUAAUACAAACGAAACAAAUCUCACAGACUUAGAACAAAUGGAUUUCCGCGGGUUGGUCUAUGCGGCUAAUAUCAGUGAAGAGUUCUCACUGGCAGCUGCAGAUGUCUUCAGACGAAAAUUCGCAAAUAGAUACAUUCAAAUCGAACAAGGUGAUGAUUAUGAAGUGCAAGUAUCUGACGGUUCGAUUAUUGUUUAUCGUUAUGAAGAGACUGUGCUGGUGCUCAAACAUUUCGGAUCACACAUUUUAGACCUUAGAAUUAUGUUUUAUGAUGAAUCAGAUCAAGAAAGUCAACUGAAGCAGAUUAUCACUCUUUUGAAUCAAAAAUGUUCCAAUUUGACGAAGCUAAGUAUCUAUAGCAGCGAGAAUUGGGAUACGUUGGAAGACGUCCAACGGAUAUUUUACACAGUAAAGGAUUUGGCCUUCUUUGGUCGAUAUAACAAAUUGGGAAGUGAAACAUUGAAUCUGAACGAAAUGUUUCCCAAUGUACGAAGUUUGACUUUGCGAUACGUUGAACUAAAAGACUAUGAUAGUGUCAACAUUACCCUUCCCAAUUUGAGGAUUUUCAGACUAGAAUUUAUGGAGAUUUCUGACCGAUUCGAAUUUAAGAAUUUUAUUUAAAAAAAUCCUCAACUCAAAGGGUUUAUCCUCAGUAACACUAACAGAAGCUAUAUUAAAUUUGCAAGCGAACAUUUGGUGAAUCUAGAUGGUCUGACUCUUGGUCCCAUCAGAUACGUAGACUAUACGGACGAGAUUCACUUCAAAAAUGUCAAAGGGUUUUCACUAUUCAGUUUCCAUGGGGAAAACAUCACUUUCGACGACCUUGAAGAAUUCUAUUGUGAUCAAGGUGCAUUCCCGAAUUGGCUUGAUUUCAUUAAGCCACAUCGGAAUAUAAGCAAACUUGGACUUGUAGGAGUUUCGGGAAUAUCCGACAAUGAUCUUAUCUUGCUCAGCGAACGAGUACCAAAUUUGGUUGAAGCUACUUUUUCAUGUGAAUAUGGCGUCGAUGUGGAAAAUUUAAUUCGGUUUUUGGAGAAGAGCAAACAUUUAAAGAAUCUUAAGUUGUUUAAAUAUGGUUUUGCUAAAAGAUCUGGAAACAUGGAUGCACUAAAGUCUCGUAUAGAAGACAAAUGGACGUUAACACUAAAUGAGAGGUCGGAUUAUUAUAAGAUUGAACGUAAAAAUUAAACAACAAGAAAUUGUGUAAUAAAUUUACAAACAGCGGUGAAAUAAAGAAUAAAAUACUA